Messenger RNA from Kazachstania africana CBS 2517, 1884 nucleotides. It is a transcript of the gene ADR1, whose product is annotated as DNA-binding transcription factor ADR1. Gene Ontology annotation, biological process: regulation of transcription by RNA polymerase II. Gene Ontology annotation, cellular component: chromatin. The record is from RefSeq and is a predicted model, not a curated record. Gene Ontology annotation, molecular function: DNA-binding transcription factor activity, RNA polymerase II-specific; RNA polymerase II cis-regulatory region sequence-specific DNA binding. NCBI's taxonomy places the organism in Eukaryota, Fungi, Ascomycota, Saccharomycetes, Saccharomycetales, Saccharomycetaceae. The transcript has a single exon. The coding region runs from base 1 to 1884 and encodes 627 amino acids.
AUGACAAAUUCAAGAAAACUUGAUUCACAACAAAAGUACACAACUUCGAGUAACAAUAUGAAUUCAAAGGUUAACAAGAAUCUGGAUACUAUACCCGAUAAUUUGAAAUUGAAUGGAUUGACUCCUAGUGGCAAUAAAAGAACUUUCCUAUGUUUUGUGUGCCAAAAAGCCUUUGCAAGACAGGAGCACCUGGAUAGACAUCUUAGAUCACACACAAACGAAAAACCAUUUAAGUGUGCGGUUUGCGAUAAAGAUUUUACUAGAAGAGACCUUUUGAUAAGACAUUCUAAUAAAUUACACAGCGAUACUGCAAUAGUCCAGAGAAAAUCUUGUAAUGCUAGGAAAAAGCUAUACAGAAGAGCAUCGUUUAGUGCACAAUCCGGCGAUAGUUAUGCCUGUAAGAAGAAAAGCAGCUCAAAAGAUAAUGAGAUUAAACUUACUUUUACACCACCAUGUUUGCAAUCCGUACAUUCAAGCAAUGUACAAACCUACACAGAGUUUGACACUGACUAUUUUGAUUCAAAGCAUCUGGACGACCAAUUUUUAAUGGAAAUAGACGCCUCAAAUACUAAACAUGAUUCCCAAAUACCCAUUGAAUUCACUUUAAAUGAUCAAUUUUUUUCACAAGACCUCGGUAUCGACGAUUUUGAACUACCUUUCAUAAGAUCCUCUGAUACAAAUUUUAUGGAUAAUACUACUUAUUCUGACGCCCCAAUGACGAGAUAUUCUUCUACUUUAACUGAAUCAGUAAAUAUUGAAUUUGAUAAAUUUACAGGAGUAAAUUUCGAGACCUUCUCACCUAAUGAAAUUUCAAGUAAUCAACUAGGCAAUAAUAAUUAUAAUAAUACCAAUAAUAAUUUUGGCAGCGGUAAUGACGAAGAUACUCCUAUCAAUCAAUUUGAUAACCUUUCACCAAUGGAAGAUGUCAAUAUUGAGAACGAAUACCUACAAUGUCUAGAUUCAAAUUUUUUUGGUCCAAAAUCUCAAACUUUCUCAGAAUUAUUCUUUCGACAGAACACCAUUAGGUCACCUACUGUUAAAAUUACAGACCAAAGUGAUAGGUGUAUUUUUAAUGAGAAAAUUAUAAAAUAUUGUCAAAUCAUUAUCGAUAAGAUCAGCAGUCGAAGCACUGAUAAGUUGAUUCUGCCAUCAAGUGAAGAACUUAAUGGAUAUUUAAAGCUUUUUAAUCAGAAGUUCUUAGAAAUUUUCAAAUUUAUUCCCACAAAUUUUAUAAAGUUCGAUUUCAAAAGUUACUUGGAUUAUAUUUUUGAAGAUGAAACUUCAGAUCAUGUUGAUAUGAUCGAUGAAAACAAUUUUUUAGAAAUCACAAAAAUCUGUUGCUUACCAUUAUUAAUGGCUACAUUUGGUUCUCUCAUCAAAUUAAAAGAUGAUAAAAGGAACCUAUUGAUGUUGUACGAAAUUAGCCAGCACUCCUUACUAUUAUAUCUCGAAAACAAGAAAAGAAUCGUAAAAGAAACUAAACAGCAUAACAGUGAGCAUUGCAACGAUACUUGGUUAAUCCAAUCAUUAAUUUUAAAUAUUUCAUUCCCUCAUUUUGCCAAUGAAUUAGACAAAUUUGAUUCCAAUUUGCUGAUAAGACAGGUCUCCGCAUUAUCGAAAAUGUUCAAGAACAGUGUUAUAAAACAAAUAAUCAAUUUAAACCUAGACAAAAAGGAAAAGUUUUUAGAGAAAUCAACAGAAUUAGAGAAGAUAUUAUUACUGUCGAAAAUAAAAUGCGUUGAAUUCUUAAAUCUUUUCUGUAAGUUAUUAAAUGAUCAUUACGGUAUUACAAGCGAACAGUUUUUAUGUGAUCAGGAUUUACCAUCACUACCAGAACUGAUCUCAAAAUUCGAGUCACAUUGGAAUGAACGUCAAUCAUUAUAA